GAGAGAGCUGGAGCAGAAGCAGCAUCUGCUCUGUGUAUCCUCUCUGGGAAGAUGAAGCUCCUCUUCCUCUUCCUCCUGCUGACUUUUCUUCUGUUUAAUGAGACUGGAGCUGUGGGGUAUGUGAAUAUGGGGCAUUCUCUUUCAGAUGAGAUCAUUGGGGGGAAAGAAUCAAGGCCCCAUUCCCAUCCUUACAUGGCUUUUCUGGAUAUCAUACGUGGUAAUACAUGGGACUACUGUGGUGGUUUCCUGAUUCACAGGGAGUUUGUGAUGACAGCAGCCCAUUGUGCAGGAGACUCCAUCACAGUUAAACUUGGAGCACAUAACGUCAGAAAGCGAGAAAAGACUUGGCAGACCAUUAGUGUCAAGCGUCAGUUUCCUCACCCAGAAUACAAUGAUGAAAAGAUUCUCAAUGACAUCAUGUUACUACAACUGGAAAAUGAAGCCAUGAUGACAACAGCAGUAUGGCCUGUCCCCCUGGGCUCCAGAUUCGAUUCUGACUCACCUGGACAACAGUGUCUAGUAGCUGGCUGGGGAGGUACAAAACCAAAGCCCAGGGGAUCUGACACUUUACAGGAGGCGGAACUGAGAUUAAUGAACCCCAGUAACUGCAAAGGCUUUAACGAUUUUGACGAGAGAACCCAGUUGUGUGUAGGGACUCCCAACUCACUUAAAACAACAUUCUCGGGAGAUUCCGGAGGACCCCUCGUUUGUUCUGGUGUGGCCCAAGGCAUUGUCUCCUAUGGAAACAAUGAAGAACCGCCUUCAGGCUUCACAAGAAUUGCUUAUUACAGCUCCUGGAUCGACCAAAUCCUAAAAGCAAAUUAGCCCCUGUGGCCCUGGCUCAGCAGAAAGGAAUCUCCCUCCUAGGGCCCAGCCUCUUCUCUGGGACUGUCCCUCACCCUAGGAUUGUCCCCCUGCCUGCCCAGCUUCAUCCCAGAGUCCAAGAUGUGGGGGGGAGGGGAGGAGAGUAAAGGAUAUGAAAAGUUACUCUGGACAUUGAACUGAAGGUUGACUAUGACUGCAAUAAACGGAAGCAUCCA
Molecule: messenger RNA, 1040 nt
Organism: Antechinus flavipes (yellow-footed antechinus)
Lineage: Eukaryota; Metazoa; Chordata; Mammalia; Dasyuromorphia; Dasyuridae
Product: chymase-like
Exons: 5
Coding region: 52-825 (257 amino acids)
Biological process (GO): proteolysis
Cellular component (GO): intracellular membrane-bounded organelle; cytoplasm
Molecular function (GO): serine-type endopeptidase activity
Source: RefSeq, a predicted model, not a curated record